Molecule: messenger RNA, 579 nt
Organism: Manihot esculenta (cassava)
Lineage: Eukaryota; Viridiplantae; Streptophyta; Magnoliopsida; Malpighiales; Euphorbiaceae
Product: reactive oxygen species modulator 1
Exons: 3
Coding region: 114-338 (74 amino acids)
Biological process (GO): protein insertion into mitochondrial inner membrane; protein import into mitochondrial matrix
Cellular component (GO): TIM23 mitochondrial import inner membrane translocase complex
Source: RefSeq, a predicted model, not a curated record
ACGGAGUGAAAUCUUAAGACCAAAUUUUACUUCUGUCCCAUAAAACUGCGAAACCGCAAAAAACCUAGAGAGUUAGAUAUCAAUCAACAAGUACAGAUUUUCAUAUUAUCGGAAUGGCGAGGGAUAGUUGCCUGGCUCGAGUGACCGCCGGCGUGGCCGUUGGAGGUGCUGUUGGUGGCGCUGUCGGGGCUGUAUAUGGGACAUAUGAGGCAAUCAGGUAUAAGGUGCCAGGACUUUUGAAGAUCAGGCAUAUUGGACAAACAACACUAGGCAGUGCUGCCAUUUUUGGUCUUUUCUUGGGUGCUGGGAGCUUGAUACACUGCGGGAAGUCAUAUUGAGCGAUAUUUGGUGCUUCAGCCAAAUAAAUUCUUUGUUUUGGAGGAUCUGCUUCGCUUGCCUUGAACAGCACAGAUACAACUUGCCAUAACUAGUUUGUUCAAAAGCAAAAAUUUCACUUUUGUUGGUGAUCUCAGAAACAGUUGAAAGACAAUUAGCCUUCUUGCUUCUGAUAUUUAUUGAUAAUGUGGCUUUGACAAUUCUCUGAAUUUUUAUGUGAUUGUCAGUUCAUUUUUCUUCUUA